ACCACCUCGGCGCGCGUCCGCCACUCCUGCCCCUUCUGGGCCGGCUUCUCGGUGCUCUUAUCGGGACUUAUCGGAGUCGUAUCGUGGAAGAGACCACUCUCGCUUGUGAUAACCUUUUUCAUGCUCCUCUCGGCCGUCUGCGUCAUGCUGAACUUGGCCGGGUCUAUUCUCUCCUGUCAGAACGCUCAGCUGGUGGACUCCUUGGAAGGCUGUCAGCUGAUAAAAUUUGAUAGCGACGGAGUUUGCGUUUGCUGUGAGCUGCAACAUCAGACCUCGGGCUGCAGCAAUCUCGGGGAGACGUUGAAAUUGAACCCUCUUCAAGAAUGCAACGUUGUCCGGCUCACGCUGAAGGACCUGUUGUUUACUGUGUGCGCUCUCAAUAUCGUCUCCACGAUUGUCUGCGCGUUGGCCACGGCCAUGUGCUGCAUGCAGAUGGUCUCUUCGGAUGUUCUGCAAAUGUUCCUACCACAGAGGCUGCAUUCUGCAAACACAAACUGCAUGACGUCCCACGGAACUAUUCUUCACCAGACUCUGGAUUUUGACGAAUUCAUCCCGCCGAUCCCGCCUCCCCCCUAUUACCCUCCUGAGUACACCUGCACUCCUGUAAUAGAAGCACAAAGAGGGCUGCACCUGGACUUCCCUCACUCGCCCUUCAGUGCUUUGUAUGAGGUUUCCAUUAACAGCCCUGGGAUGGUCUACCCAGCCGAGCUGCCCCCUCCAUACGAAGCCGUGAUUGGACAAACGCCUGCUCAUCAGGUCACAACCCUGGAGCAGCAAGUUGCAGAGUGCAGCCUGGACGAGAGGAGCACUCCCGCAACCUUUGGCCUCCAAGUGGACAGCACAUCCCAGAUGGUUUCUGAAGUUGUAGACAUCCCUGGUCACAGCUGUUCCUCGGAGGAUCUUUGUUCCCUGGAAGUCCAAGAGUCUCUGCUUUCUGCAGAUCUAUCUUCCUACGGCACGACCCACAAAGGAGCUACAAAUCGCAGCUGCUCCAGUUUGGACUAUAGCAUCCGCUGCGGAUUGCACAGGACUAAUUCGCAAGGCUCGCCGGAUGAAGACGUUGGCGACAGGCCUCACGGUCAGGAACACGAGACCUGCCCCCGUAGCCGAUCUUCAGACUGUUCCUCGGAGAAUUUUAGCGCCUCCGAGAGAGACUCCCGCAACUUGGCUCGGGAAUGCAAAGCCACCCCUCCGCUCAAGCCGAGGAAAAUGUGCUGUGGGGUCUUUGGCCAGACAGCCGCUUCACAGACUUACCGCACCCGUUCAGUGCCUGUUCAUGCUUUGCCCCACGGCUGCCCAGAGAGAACGGCUAAGCAGCGCAUCAGGAAAGGGAAAAUUUCAAAUAUCGUCCGAUCUACUAGUGACCCUCUAUCGUGUUCAUCUACCUUAGAAGUUCCCGUUCCUAGUCCUCAUGUGGCUGCCUCUGCUUGUCAGGACACCGCAAACCGUUUCCUGCCCGCUGGGAAGCCGAGGGAACUGAGGAAAGCCGACCUUGCCCGAAAGCCAAAGGCCUUAGAGGAGACCCUCUGCAAAGAGCGGCCCCACUCCUUAGUCGACCUGCAGACCUAUAAAGACACUAAGAUUCUGGUGGCCAAAUUUUUGGAACAUUCGAACUGUAACCUCCCUCCAGAGGUGCGCCAUGUGGUCAACAGCAUCCGGUCUGUCAUCAAGUCUGACGAACGACACAUGGAAGAAGCCAUCUUCAGUGCAAACAUCAUCGACCAGGUGAUCACAAGCUCCCAGCAAAAUGUGAAUACUUCACGCAAACGGCUCCAGGAAGACCUCCACCUCCAGAGCUGCGGCGCGCUGAGCUCCCCCGUUGCCUUCCUCCGUCGGGCCCACAUCAGGCACAGCUUAGAGCGGGGCAGGCCACACAGUUUAAUCGGCGUCUGCCGAGAGACCAUCCUUUGACGGUGACUCUGAGCCUCCCCCCGGUAAGGAAUGCAAACUCGAGCAAAGGCAACUAACUCACGGAGAAUCGCCCCCCAAAACGGAUGACUUCAAAACAGGCAAGUCCGUACAUCCUGACACGUCUUCCUUGUGCGGUUCUGUUUUGGAUCUUCUUCUCCGAAGCUGAAUGCUCGACUCCUUUCACGAGUGCAAAUUCCCAAAGUUAUCCUCCCUCCCCUUUCGGCCAAGAAGAGGGGUUUAUUAUUUAAACCUUGUAAGAAAUAUAUUUUGUCCCCCCCUAC
Messenger RNA from Eublepharis macularius, 2192 nucleotides. RefSeq names its product endosomal transmembrane epsin interactor 2 (gene ENTREP2). The record is from RefSeq and is a predicted model, not a curated record. Bases 121 to 1911 code for a protein of 596 amino acids. NCBI's taxonomy places the organism in Eukaryota, Metazoa, Chordata, Lepidosauria, Squamata, Eublepharidae. The transcript has 11 exons.